AUGAUCAAUUACCGCGGUUCUGGCACAGAGACCAUUAUUGAGCAGGUCCAGAUCAUUGAUCUUGAAAACACAGCUUAUCUCCCUAAAGAGAGGUGUAUCAAAGGGAUGUUAGCCGGCAAUGAUAGCUGGUGCAGCCCAGAUGAUCACUUUAAGGGCGAACUUAACAAACCAUCUGACAUCUUCUCAUUCACAGCUGUGGCAACGUCAGGUUUCCUUUUUGGGGAUCGAGAAGAAUUGAACGGGCUCAUGACGCACCUUGGUGAUGAGGGAGUCAACUCCCAGGUCCUUGGAUAUCUUUGGGAUGAUCGGGUGGUAGAUUAUCAUCGCUUCAAGUCAUUCUCAGAGUGGCCGAAUGUCAAUGACGACAUGUUCGAGGAUCUCAUCCAUAGGAUGACGAAUUUGGAUCUUCAAAAACGGGAAACAGCGCGCGAAAUGUUGGAGCACCCCUGGUUUACUGAUUGUGAGCUUUGUUAA
Paracoccidioides lutzii Pb01 is the source of this 474-nucleotide messenger RNA. RefSeq lists its product as hypothetical. The coding region runs from base 1 to 474 and encodes 157 amino acids. The transcript has 2 exons. The record is from RefSeq and is a predicted model, not a curated record.